Messenger RNA from Carassius gibelio (silver crucian carp), 3695 nucleotides. It is a transcript of the gene tmtc1, whose product is annotated as transmembrane O-mannosyltransferase targeting cadherins 1. The transcript is spliced from 20 exons. Lineage: Eukaryota; Metazoa; Chordata; Actinopteri; Cypriniformes; Cyprinidae. Gene Ontology annotation, biological process: protein O-linked glycosylation via mannose; RNA processing. Gene Ontology annotation, molecular function: mannosyltransferase activity; protein binding. Bases 123 to 2732 code for a protein of 869 amino acids. The record is from RefSeq and is a predicted model, not a curated record.
CGCUGAUAUUACGCAUUCAGAGCUGAUCCGCUGUCCGGGCUUCGGUGCAGCACACGGGCUAUGGAACGGGACGACUCUCCUCUUUUUGACUCGCACGAGCAGCAUGCGAGACGGGGACCGACAUGACAGUGAACAGCAGAGGGACCAAAGCUGCUCCUUCGCCGAUGCAGAGGCGGCUGUCGGCGCUCCCGAGGCCGGCGGUGGGAGUCCGGUACGCGGCGCUGGUGGCGGUGUGCGCGCUCUGCUACAGUAACUCUCUCUGGGGGGAGUUUGUGCAUGAUGAUAUAUGGGCCAUCACCAACAAUCCCGAUGUCAGACCGGGCUCCAGCCUCCGGAGCAUCUUCACCAAUGACUUUUGGGGCAAGCGGAUGGCUGAUAACACCAGCCACAAAUCCUACCGUCCUCUCUGCAUCCUCACGUUCAAGUUAAACAUUUUGCUGGGCGGCAUGACUCCAUUCUACUUCCACCUGGUGAACGUGUUUCUGCACUGCAUGGUGACGGCGCUGCUCAUGCUCACCUGCGAACAGUGUGUGUUUGAAGACAGCAACUUCUCUUUCCUCACCGCACUGCUUUUCUCUGUCCACCCCAUUCACACCGAAGCUGUGUCUGGGAUUGUUGGGAGAGCUGAUGUGUUAGCCUGCGUGUUGUUCCUCUUAUCCUUUCUCUCCUAUAUUAGGAGUGUGUCAGCAAGCAGAAUAGCUGACGAGUUUCCCCCCACAGUGUCUGUCUUGUCACUAGCUCUCAGUCUGUUGUUGGGCACCUGUGCCAUGCUGGUGAAAGAGACGGGCGUUACGGUGUUUGGUGUGUGCGUCCUAUACGAUUUCCUGGUGCUGUGCCGCAAACCACUCAUCUUACACCUGUCGCGCUCCAGGUUGAAGGAGCUCGUCAGAAUUUCCAGCCCGUUCGUCAAACGAGCUUGCGUCAUCUCGCUACAUGUUACAGUCAUCAUGUUUUUCCGCUUAUGGCUAAUGGGUGGAUCCAUGCCACUGUUCUCAGAGCAAGACAAUCCAGCAUCCUUCUCUCCAUAUCUGCUCACCAGGUUUUUUACAUACUGCUACCUGCUCGCCUUCAAUGCCUGGCUUCUACUGGCUCCCAUAGUGCUUUGCUACGACUGGCAGGUGGGCAGCAUUCCGUUAGUGGAGUCUCUGUGGGACGGACGGAAUAUUGCUUCCCUGGCUUUGGCAGUGGUCAUGCUGGCGCUGAUCCUGAACUGUGUUACAUGCCUACAGAAGAUGAAAGGAAAGGAGGUGUUGGUGGGCCUGCUGUUCCUGGUCUUUCCCUUCAUCCCAGCCAGUAAUCUGUUCUUCCGCGUGGGAUUUGUGGUGGCGGAAAGAGUUCUCUACAUGCCCAGUAUGGGUUACUGUGUUCUGGUGGUGCACGGGCUGAACAGACUGUAUUCAGUGGUCAGUCGGUGGGGAGCAGCCGCACUAACUGUGUCCAUGCUGGUUGUCCUCCUCCUCUUCUCCUGGAAGACCGUCCAACAGAAUGAGAUCUGGCUCUCCAGAGAAGCCCUGUUCAGGUCUGGCAUUCAAACUUUACCUCACAACGCUAAAGUUCAUUACAACUAUGCUAACUUCCUGAAGGACAGGGGACGAAACCAAGAAGCAAUUUACCAUUAUAAAACAGCCCUCAGACUGUACCCUCGACAUGCCAGUGCUCUGAAUAAUCUGGGCACCCUGACUCACCAGGCAGAGGAAGCUGAAGUUUAUUACAGGAGAGCGCUGGAUAUUAACCCUCAACACAACAGAGCUCUCUUCAACCUGGGCAACCUUCUGAAGUCUCAGGGGAAGGAGGAAGAGGCGGAGAGGAUGUUAAAGGAGUCGAUUCGGUUCGGUCCCCAUUUUGCUGAUGCGUACUCCAGCCUGGCCUCUCUGUAUGCUGACCAGGGACGUUCAAAAGAAGCAAAUGAGAUUUAUAGCACGGGUAUUGAGAACUGCCCUGACAGUUCUGACCUCCACAACAACUACGGCGUGUUCCUGGUGGACACAGGUCAUGGGGAUCGUGCAGCCUCUCAUUACCAGGAAGCGGUGCGUCUCAAGCCAUCUCACUAUGUUGCCAUGGUGAACCUGGGUCGUCUUCUUCGCUCGUCCAAUGACAAUAAAGAGGCGGAGCUAUGGUACAAAAGGGCACUGCAAGUGGUUCGUAAAGUGGAAAUCCUGACCCCUCUUGGGGCUUUAUACUACAACACCGGUAGAUAUGAGGAAGCACUGGAGGUUUACAGAGAGGCGGUCACACUUCAGCCUGACAGCACUGACAUCUGGCUCGCCCUGGCGCAGGUUUUAGCCAUGGCAGGUCACUCUGCGGAGGCCGAGAAAUUGACCCUGGGCAUCAUUUCAAAGACCAGCAACUGCAUUGAAUGUUACCGCUUGUUGUCUGCCAUCUACAGCAAACAAGGCAACCACACUGAGGCUCUGGAUGCAUUGAAGACAGCACUGCAGCAGGAGCCGUCAGACCCUGCGGUGAGGGCCGAGCUGCACUUCUCAAUGGGCAACCAGCUCCGAGAGAUGAACGAGCUCGAUCGAGCCUUCCAGAGCUACAAACUUGCUGUUGAGCUCAAACCGGACCAAUCACAAGCCUGGAUGAAUAUGGGCGGCAUUCAGCAUAUCAAGGGAGACUAUGCAGCAGCACGAAUGUACUACCAAAGAGCUCUUCUCCUCUCACCCGGCUCCAAACUGCUGAAGGAAAACCUGGCCAAGCUGGACAGACUAGAGAAAAAACUCCAAGGGGCCUAGAGGAAAAAAAUGUGACCUGAACUGUGGGCCACAUGAUGAAGGACAAGCAACCGAGAGCCCGAAGGGUGAAGAGAGGGAGUGAACUAAGACAUGCAAACUAGGGUUUAGACUCAGGAGAUGAUUGAUGACUGCUUCCGUCCCCUCCAGAGUUUACAGAGAGCCUCUCGGAUUGAACUAAUCCAAAAGACUGAAUGUUUUAGCCUCUACAUCCAGGGCUGGACCACGCAGAUACCGUUGACCUCAACACAUCACUGCAGUAUCUCACAGCAACAUAUUUCACAUGUUUUUCCCCACGUGUCAUCCCAAGCACUAUUUGCGCGUUCUUGUUUGACUCGGAGCAGAAGCACCAUCAUCUCUGAGAGGGAUUUUUUUCGGAGCCGUUCCCCUCAAACACUCCUGCUCCGUUCUGCUUCACUGAUUGCAAAAACCUCAGAAAGCAUAUCAGAGCAAUGCUGCGAGUUAUCAUACAUGACUAGCGCUGCUGAUCAGUUGUGGGUGGUCUGCUUGUAUCUGGUUUUAUUUUUUUUCACGUAAUGAUUUUUAAAUGAAGGGAGAGUCGUUCAUCAUGUGCUUUAAUUCGAUCUCGUCUAUCUUGUACAUGCAUCAAUAUUGUGGAAUGUAUUUGGACUAAAGGCAUAUCGACCUGUGCAGUUAAUUACAUAUCAUUUUUAUCCUCAUAAGCUAUAAAACUGAAGUCUCUUUGAAUUGGAAUUACGAAUACCUAAUGACAUUAUCCUUGAACUGGGUCAUUAAGUGGAUUUUAGUCAUAUUUGGGGUGGCUGGAGAUUGUCCUGUGGUACUCUUGAUUACACCGUAAUCUUUGCACUUACAUUUGGUUGCCAUAGGAACUGUUAUCAAGAACAUUUCUUGAAUUCGGCAGAAGCAGCUGCCGUGCUAAACAUGUCAUAGCAGAAACCAAUGUGAAGUAAUGUAUGAUUAUUUAAUAAAUAUUAUCCAAUACCA